Messenger RNA from Echinococcus granulosus, 753 nucleotides. RefSeq lists its product as hypothetical. The coding region runs from base 1 to 753 and encodes 250 amino acids. Lineage: Eukaryota; Metazoa; Platyhelminthes; Cestoda; Cyclophyllidea; Taeniidae. The record is from RefSeq and is a predicted model, not a curated record. The transcript has 5 exons.
AUGGUUCUCUUCAAUGCAUAUGGAAGGCAGUUCUAUAAAAAAUCGUGUUCCAGUGGGCCAAUGGCAAAAAUUACUUUAAAAUUAAAUCUAAGUUUUGAAAAUUUUGGGCUCAUCAUUUUGACUUUAAGGAGUGAUUUUAAUCCACUUCGAUUUGGCAGAGGUCACAAAUUGCAGCAUGGAAAAAGACAUGCCAUGAUAUUGGUCUUGCUACGCAUAAUUAAAGACAAGAAAUUAAAUGUAAUUGAUCAGUACAAACGCAACAAAAGUGCAAUGUAUGCUGCAAAUAAGAGAGUUGGUGAUGCCCUCCUGCCGAUAAACUGCAUUUUCUUAAGUCACUUAGAAAGUGUUACUAAGACAAGUAAUGACACUGACCAAGCUACGAAGACGCCACUCUCUUCAUCAAGAUAUGAGUUAAUAUCGGUCAGCCUACUUUCAGAAGAACCAACACCUACUAACUACAAAUGGGUAAAUACAGAUCAACUUUCGCUUCAGCUGUCCACAGAAAAUCUUUUGACAAGAAGUCGUAAGCUAUAUUAUGACAUUCAUUCACUUGCAAAUGAAAUUGCAGGAUUUGAUACUAGAAAGGUAAGAAUCCAAAAUUUAUGGAAAUUGAAAAUCGGCACAGGAAUGUGUGAUGGAGAACUCAGAUAUUUCAAGCAAAUAAGAUUUCUCUUCCAUAUAUAUAUUAUUCGCAUUCUUUUAAGGACAUUCAAGCAUAAGGAGUCAAUAAGUGCAACACUUAAAUCUGUUUAA